This is a messenger RNA of Prorocentrum cordatum, 1081 nucleotides long. Lineage: Eukaryota; Dinophyceae; Prorocentrales; Prorocentraceae. The record is from the annotation of a GenBank genome assembly.
AUGGCGGGAGCUGCUGAUGUGGCGCAGUCGCGGCGGCGGCGUCGCCCUAUUCAGUCCGCCGCUGAGGGCAGGGGCCAGUAUGCCCGCGGGAAGUCGCGGGUGGCCACGCGGCUGCUUCGGGCGUUCGCUGAGGUCCAGUGCCCUCGCGGCAAGAACCUGUCAGGCCUAGCCUUGGCGCUCCACACCGAGGACGUCUCGCCCUCGGCCCCCGAGGCGCCCGGCGACGCCGAGGACGCCCUCCUUCGAGGCGCGGCCUCUGCGGCGGCCGAGGCCGAGCGUGUCGUCCGACGCACCGGUGCCAUCGCAACGGCUGUGGAGCAUGCGCGGACGGUCGUUGCCAGCGCGACCUGCACGAGGGCCUCACGGCUUGUGGCGAUCUUCCUGGUGAUCUUCCUGAGGGCGCACCUGACGGAAGCGACCCCCCGCGGUGCUGCGGCCGCCGGUGCCCGCAGCGCCUCGCCGCCGCUGGCCCGCCCGGGCGGCGGCCGGCAGGAACGGGCGCGCCCGCCCCGAGCGUUGCGCGUCGCCUCGGGGCUCGGGCACAGAGCCGCGGUGGCCGCGGUGCCUGCGCUGGGCGCGCCGGCGCGGGCAGAGCUGCUGCGCACAGGCAGCAUGGGGGCGUACUUGUCCGAGCCGGUCACCGAGAAGGAGUGCGGCUGCGGGAGCGGCAAUGGCCUCCACUUCGGGUACGCCAGCAUGCAGGGCUGGCGCAGGUCGCAGGAGGACGCCCACCUCGCGGUGGCAGACCUCGGCGGCGAGUGCGCGGGGUUGUCCCUCUUCGCCGUGUUCGACGGGCACGGCGGCAGGGAGGUCCCGCCCUCUGGCGGAGCAGCCGUCGUCUGCGGCGCCGUCUGGGGGAGUGAGCAGCGACAGAAAGCCAAAAGCUCGGAGGUCUGCGCGGACUCCUCGGAUCCGCGCUGGGGCCCCCUGGCGGCGCCUCCGUCGCCGCCCCUGACGUGCUCCGCGCGCCAGGGGUGGUGGUCCAGCGCCGAUCCGAGAAAUCGGCGCGGACCUCCGAGGUUUCGUGUUCGUGCCAUUGUUUGGUUCUCUGUCGUCGUGGUCGUCCUCCUCGGUCGGGGGC